Messenger RNA from Salvia hispanica, 1483 nucleotides. Its product is annotated as pectin acetylesterase 11-like. NCBI's taxonomy places the organism in Eukaryota, Viridiplantae, Streptophyta, Magnoliopsida, Lamiales, Lamiaceae. The record is from RefSeq and is a predicted model, not a curated record. Gene Ontology annotation, cellular component: plant-type cell wall. Gene Ontology annotation, biological process: cell wall organization. Gene Ontology annotation, molecular function: pectin acetylesterase activity.
UUCGAUUAUAUAUAUUUAUAGCUCUCCCUCAUAAAAUUCCAGCAAUUUUGAAGCAAUUACUCACCAUUUUUGGAGGCGACCAACAUCUGAGAACAGAAUGGAAAGUGGCAUCAUCACCAUGGCUGGUUGGUUAAGUAUAUUUAUUUGGUCAGUUCUUGUGAUGAGUGCUCAAGUUCAUGGAGAUCAAUUAAUAGACAUUACUUUUCUAAAGAGUGCUAUUCCAAAAGGAGCAGUUUGCUUAGAUGGCAGUCCACCUGCUUACUCCUAUUUUGAGGGAUAUGGAAAUGGCUCAAAUAGUUGGAUUGUUUAUUUGCAGUCUGGUGGAUGGUGUAGUUCGAAAAUAGAUUGUUACAAUAGAUCAACUACACCGCGAGGGAGUACUUACCCAUUUAUUGGUAAUCAAACCAACUUCUCAGGGUUACUUGAUACAAAUUCUACUUUUAAUCCAGAUUUCUACAAUUGGCAUAAAGUUUACAUUUACUAUUGUGACGGCUCAUCAUUUAUGUCGGAUAUCAAGCAUGUCGAUCCAAGGACCAACGUCACUUACCGGGGUGCAAGGAUUUUUAAAGUCGUGAUGGAAGAAUUGCUCUCUAAAGGAAUGGGAAAUGCCCAAAACGCCAUGUUAGUAGGUACCUCAGCCGGUGCGAUGACGACCACCUUGCAUUGUGAUAAGUUUCGAAAACUUUUUCAAAAAAAUAGUCGAGUGAAGUGUGUUUCAGAUUCUGGUUUUAUCAUUCACGGAAAGGGUCUCCUUGGAGACCACUAUAGAGAGAAAUAUUACGCGGAUGUGAUUAGAACACAUGGAUUACGUAAAUCAUUGCCCAAAUCAUGCACCUCAAAAAUGAACCCAAAUUUGUGUCUUUUUCCGGAAUAUUAUGUUGGAGAUAUUCAGACCCCCCUCUUUUUACUCGAAUCAGCCUUUGAUGCAUUUCAGAUUGAAUACAACACACUGCCUGCAGUUGGCGGUAGGCUGGGAUGGAGCAAUUGCCUUGGAAAUUUAAGACACUGCAAUUCUACACAAUUAGGAAUAAUGAGAGAUUUUCGAAACACUUUCAUUGGAGCUCUGUUGAAGCUGAAGCACUCUUUGAGUAGAGGGAUGUUUGUUCAUUCUUGCUACCUCCAUGGCCACAUCUUGAUAAUACAAGAAUGGACAUGCUCAUCUCUUCAAGGAAAUAACAUACUUGCAAAUAAGACGAUUGCUCAAGCCAUUAGUGAUUGGUAUUUUGAUCGGACUUCUUUUCGGCAAAUAGAUGUUGAGAAUGACUUACCGCGGAACUGCAGCAGCUCACUCACUCCGGAGCUCUUCGUCCAUAAAUGUCUUGCCACUCUGUCUACACAUCCAACUUGUAGUUAUUCAUGAAUCAAAUUAUUUUCUGCACUUAAUUGCAUGAUCUAGUUUGUAACACCCUUUAUUCAAUUAACUUCAUAUUCGAAUAUUACAUUUUUUUAACAAGUUGUCAAUAUGCUUACAUGGGUUGUCUCA